Messenger RNA from Hylaeus anthracinus, 1595 nucleotides. It is a transcript of the gene rept, whose product is annotated as ruvB-like 2. NCBI's taxonomy places the organism in Eukaryota, Metazoa, Arthropoda, Insecta, Hymenoptera, Colletidae. The transcript has 7 exons. Gene Ontology annotation, molecular function: ATP binding; ATP hydrolysis activity; DNA helicase activity. Bases 169 to 1557 code for a protein of 462 amino acids. Gene Ontology annotation, biological process: regulation of transcription by RNA polymerase II; chromatin remodeling; box C/D snoRNP assembly. Gene Ontology annotation, cellular component: NuA4 histone acetyltransferase complex; Ino80 complex; R2TP complex. The record is from RefSeq and is a predicted model, not a curated record.
GUGCAGUAGUCUCCGCACAAUCUGCGCGUGUCGCAGCGUGUUGUGGAAACGCGGAGAAUAUCCGGGAUUUUGGCAUUCCAGCCUAGCGCUCAGCUCAGUUGCUCAGUAUACUUUGGUAUAAUUGUGGUGAUUUCGUUAACAUCUCAAGCGUAAACACAUAGAGAAAACAUGGCGGCCGUUGCUGCUGCAAAAGUUCAAGAAGUCAGAGAAAUUACUAGAAUAGAAAGAAUUGGUGCUCAUUCUCAUAUCAGAGGUUUAGGCUUGGAUGAUAGCUUGGAACCUCGCCAUGUUUCGCAGGGCAUGGUUGGUCAGCCUACAGCACGUCGUGCUGCUGGUAUCGUCUUAGAAAUGAUUAAAGAUGGUAAGAUAGCGGGGCGUGCUGUAUUGCUAGCAGGUCAACCCGGCACUGGAAAGACUGCCAUUGCCAUGGCAAUGGCUCAAGCUUUAGGUUUGGAUACUCCGUUUACCUCAAUGGCAGGUUCUGAAAUAUAUUCAUUGGAAAUGAGCAAAACGGAAGCUUUGACUCAGGCUAUCAGAAAAUCUAUCGGGGUCAGAAUCAAAGAAGAAACGGAAAUUAUAGAGGGAGAGGUUGUCGAAAUCCAAGUGGAUAGACCAGCUACAGGAGUUGGUGCUAAAGUUGGUAAAUUGACACUGAAGACGACAGAAAUGGAAACGAUUUACGACUUGGGAAAUAAAAUGAUCGACAGCUUGAUGAAGGAGAAAGUGCAAGCAGGUGACGUGAUAACUAUCGACAAAGCUACGGGUAAAAUUAACAGGCUGGGACGCUCGUUUACCAGAGCUCGCGAUUACGAUGCAACCGGUUCGCAGACUCGCUUCGUACAAUGUCCCGAGGGUGAAUUGCAGAAACGCAAAGAAGUAGUUCACACAGUAACGUUGCACGAAGUCGACGUUAUAAAUAGUAGAACUCAUGGAUUCUUGGCAUUAUUCUCCGGUGACACGGGAGAAAUCAAGUCAGAAGUACGAGAACAAAUAAACGCGAAGGUCGCCGAAUGGCGGGAGGAAGGCAAGGCGGAAAUCGUUCCCGGAGUUCUGUUUAUCGACGAGGUUCACAUGCUGGAUAUCGAAUGUUUUUCAUUCUUAAAUCGAGCACUCGAGAAUGAAAUGGCACCAGUCGUGAUUAUGGCUACAAACAGAGGUAUCACAAGGAUCAGAGGAACAAACUAUAAAAGUCCUCAUGGUAUUCCUAUCGACUUGCUGGAUCGUAUGAUCAUCGUCCCAACGAGUCCGUAUCAGGAAAAGGAAUUGAAAGAAAUUUUGAAAAUUAGGUGCGAAGAAGAGGACUGUGAAAUGGCGGACGAUGCUUUAACGGUACUUACAAGAAUCGCGUUGGAAACGUCGUUGAGAUAUGCGAUUCAAUUAAUUACAACUGCAUCUCUCGUUUGCCGACGAAGAAAGAGUACCGAAGUCAAUAUCGAUGAUGUGAAACGCGUCUAUUCCCUGUUUCUCGAUGAAAAUAGGUCUACACAGUUUUUGAAAGAAUAUCAGGACGAUUUUAUGUUUAACGAAACGCAGGAGGAAGCCAUGGAAAUAUCAUAACGAUAGAUAGGUAAAUAAACGAUUCGUUUUAAUUCUAG